UGCUCCAAUUAGGCGGAAUCAUCCAAAGGGCAUCCAACCAUUAUGGACCAAAAAAUUGUAUGGUUAUUCCAUACUCUACAUAAAAAAUUUUAUGGUGGGUGAUUCAUAUUUUUCUAACAAUUUUAGGUUAUCCGUAUGACUCCCUUGAAGAUUCUCUCAGUCGAUACGCAGAUCCCUCGCUUCCUUUGACUUCCUGUAUCUCAAUUUGAUUUUUUUAUUGGAUAGUUAAAGAACAAUGAGCUACCCAAAUGGAUUGGUAUCACAAGGGAAGCAGCCUCUUUUCUCAUUUGGGGUUAUCACAGAUGUCCAGUAUGCUGACAUUCCUGACGGGCGUUCGUUUCUUGGUGUUCCUAGAUAUUACAGAAACAGCAUUCUAGUGUUGCGAAAGGCAGUGCAACAUUGGAAUAAUCACCAAAAUAUUAGUUUUUCGCUGAAUCUUGGUGACAUUGUGGAUGGGUUUUGUCCCAAAGGCCAAUCUUUAGAAGCUGUCAAGAAAGUGAUUGAAGAAUUUGAUAAGUUCAAUGGUCGUGUGUAUCAUAUGAUUGGCAAUCACUGCCUCUACAAUCUCCCUCGCAGCAAGUUGCUUCCGUUGAUGACUUUUCCUAAUGUUGACCGUGCUUACUAUGACUUUUCUCCGAUCCCAGAGUACAGAUUUGUUGUUCUUGAUGGUUAUGAUAUUAGUGCAAUUGGUUGGCCUCAUGAUCAUCCUCACACCAUUGAUGCUGUAAACUUACUUAACGAGAAAAACCCUAAUUUGGAAAAGAAUAGCCCAGAUGGAUUAGUGGAUCUUGAAAGAAGGUUCCUGAAAUUCAAUGGGGGAGUUGGGAAAGAACAGUUGAAAUGGCUAGACAAAACACUCGAAGAUGCGACAAAAUCCAAUCAAAAAGUUGUUGUAUGCUGCCAUAUUCCCCUAGAUCCCGGAGCUUCAUCAAAACAAGCACUUUUAUGGAAUUACGAUGAAGUUAUGGAUGUGAUACAUCGGUAUGAUUGUGUGAAGGUUUGCUUAGCUGGCCAUGCUCAUAAAGGUGGACACUUUCUUGACUCUUGUGGGGUACAUCAUCGGGUACUUGAAGCAGCACUGGAAUGUCCUCCUGGCACGAAUGCAUUUGGAUAUAUAGAUGUUUAUGAAGACAGGCUAUCGCUUAUUGGUACUGAUCGAAUGGCUAGCAGUGAAAUGGUUUUUAACCACUAAAUAUACUAGAUUAUAUCUGCUUUAUCCAAGCUUUAUAGGUAUAUAUGUGAAUUAAUGUACUGAAAGGCAUUUGAGUUACUGGCAUACAUGUCAUUGGGUUUGUACUGAUUCAAUUCGUUGUGA
This is a messenger RNA of Helianthus annuus (common sunflower), 1315 nucleotides long. RefSeq names its product manganese-dependent ADP-ribose/CDP-alcohol diphosphatase-like. Lineage: Eukaryota; Viridiplantae; Streptophyta; Magnoliopsida; Asterales; Asteraceae. The transcript has 2 exons. Gene Ontology annotation, molecular function: CDP-glycerol diphosphatase activity; 2',3'-cyclic-nucleotide 2'-phosphodiesterase activity; manganese ion binding. The record is from RefSeq and is a predicted model, not a curated record. The coding region runs from base 236 to 1192 and encodes 318 amino acids.